GGGAGUACAUAGGCAAGCUACAAUUGAGCUAAAAAACGCACUAAUGGAUCCGUAUUAUUAUAGAAAUAACAAAGGCGACCAGUGCCAAAAUUGUUAUUCUGCGCUGUCAUGGUCCAUCUGUAUGUCUCCGUGGUAGGUCUGUACAUAUAUGUCUGUGUGGUCCGUAUGUGUGGUCCUCCCGGUUCCGGCCCGGUGGCUCAGCAUUGACGCGGCGCGCUCUAUAAUGGACCUUGUGUACGCACACAUGGUUAUUAGACGACCGCACCGAUUUGACUCCACCCCGCCGGCCCGUAUAUAAACAGUCCCGGGACGGCGGACGGCACAGACAUCCCUCCGAGGUACUCUUCGACGCUCACCUCCCCAUCCACUACAGUCGUCAUGCAGCUGCUCCGCGUGUCGCUGGCGCUGGCCGCGCUCCUGGUGGCCGCCGAGGCCGUGCUGGUCGUCACCACGACCACGGGCACGGUGGCCACCGGCGUGGCCGUGGGCGCCGCCGCGCUGGCCGGCGUCGGCGGACUGGCGCUCGGUGCCGGACUGGUGGGCGCCGUGGCGCGCGGCGGCCGGCGCGGCAGGGGCCGCGGCCGCCGCGCCGCCGACACCGACGAGCUGCGCCGCCAGCUGGCGCUCGACGUGUCGGCGGCGGCCGACCCGGCCGGCUGCGCGCUCAAGCUGGUCUGCCUGCUGGAGGCGCAGCCGGAGCCGCAGCGGGACGCCGACGCCGGCGCGCUGCUGGAUCUGGUGGGCGAGCCGCGCCUGCCGGAGCGCGUGCAGACGCCGCGCCAGGCGUACCUCUACUCGGCCUACCUGGGCUCGGUGGGCGGCGCCGCCGCCUGCCAGCGCCAGUUCGCCGCCUGCGCCUACGGCGUGCAGGACAUGAUGGACUAUGUGCGCCGGCUCUCCGCCUAGACCGGCCGGCUCGCUGUCAUCCCUGCUAUCGUCUGUUCUAACGUCUCAUACCUUUCCCUUGGACCCGGAUGAUGGUAGAGAUGCUAGCUGGCUGAAGUUGAAGAUAUUGCCUAUCAGCAGAGCUAGUAUCUCCCUGCCUGUCACCCUGGUCCAGAGCAGUAAAUGUUCAUUAACCGAUCUUUGAUGUCUGUUCAUUUAUCCCCUGGUCCGAGCUGAACCGUCAGCGGCCACUUCCAGUGAGUGGCUGGGUCGCUGGGGCGGCAGGGAUAGUGUCAGAUCGCGAGCGAUAGCGAAUAUAACACUCGGAAUUUAUCAUGGUGGUGGUUCUGUAGCAUACUCCCGUGUCUACAGGAUUUUGUGCGCGUUCAACUUGGUCCGAUUAUAUGCAUAAUACAACUGAGAAGCGA
This is a messenger RNA of Amphibalanus amphitrite, 1313 nucleotides long. RefSeq lists its product as uncharacterized. The transcript has 2 exons. The coding region runs from base 379 to 906 and encodes 175 amino acids. NCBI's taxonomy places the organism in Eukaryota, Metazoa, Arthropoda, Thecostraca, Balanomorpha, Balanidae. The record is from RefSeq and is a predicted model, not a curated record.